Molecule: messenger RNA, 1958 nt
Organism: Leptonychotes weddellii (Weddell seal)
Lineage: Eukaryota; Metazoa; Chordata; Mammalia; Carnivora; Phocidae
Gene: SARAF
Product: store-operated calcium entry associated regulatory factor
Biological process (GO): regulation of store-operated calcium entry
Cellular component (GO): endoplasmic reticulum membrane
Source: RefSeq, a predicted model, not a curated record
AGUGACAAUGACGUAACACUCGCGCACGGACCUUCGCUGCGGCGCUGCGGACAGACUUCCCUGCGCCGCGGCCGGAGCCCCUGGCGUUGCGGUGCGGCCGCGCGCGGACAGACUUCCGCAACAGGAUUCCGGCCUGGCAGCCGCCUGGCAACCGCCCGCUCACCCAGAGCCAUGGCCGCAGCCGGUGGGCCGGAAGCUGCUGGACGCUGCCCCCUUCUCAGCCUCCUUUUGCUUCUGCUGAUCGCGGGCCCUGCCCUCGGCUGGGAAGACCCUGACAGAAUAUUGUUGCGGGAUGUAAAAGCUCUCACCCUCUACCAUGACCGCUAUACCACCUCUCGUAGGCUGGAUCCGAUCCCACAAUUGAAAUGUGUUGGAGGCACAGCUGGUUGUGAUUCUUAUACCCCCAAAGUCAUACAAUGUCAGAACAAAGGUUGGGAUGGUUAUGAUGUACAGUGGGAAUGUAAGACCGAUUUAGAUAUUGCGUAUAAAUUUGGAAAAACUGUGGUAAGCUGUGAAGGCUAUGAAUCCUCUGAAGACCAGUAUAUACUAAGAGGUUCCUGUGGCUUGGAGUAUAACUUAGAUUAUACAGAACUUGGCCUGAAGAAAUUGAAGGAGUCUGGAAAAAAACAUGGCUUUAACUCUUUCUCUGAUUAUUAUAAUAAGCUGUACUCCCCAGAUUCAAGUGGCAUCAGUGGAUUGAUUACCAUCAUAGUACUACUUGCUAUUGCUUUUGGAGUUUAUAAAUUGUUCCUUAGCGAUGGUCAAGAUUCUCCUCCACCAUAUUCUGAGUAUCCUCCAAAUUCCCAUCAUUAUCAGAGAUUCACCAACUCAGCAGGACCCCCUCCUGCAGGCUUUAAGUCUGAAUUCACAGGACCACACGGUGCAGCUUCUGGUUUCGGCAGUGCUUUCACAGGACAACAGGGAUAUGACAAUUCAGGACCAGGGUUCUGGACUGGCUUGGGAACUGGAGGAAUAUUAGGAUAUUUGUUUGGCAGUAACAGAGCAGCAACACCCUUUUCAGACUCGUGGUACUACCCGUCUCCUUCAUACUCUAGCACAUGGAAUAGUCGUGCUUACUCACCCCUUCGUGGAGCCUCAGGUAGCUAUUCAGCAUAUUCAAGCUCAGAGACAAGAACCAGAACAGCAUCAGGAUAUGGUGGUACCAGAAGACGAUAAGAGACUAAAAAGUUGAAGUCAAACACUGGAUGCAAAAUUUCUGAUUUUAAAGUACUGGUGUGAAUUAAAAAAAAAAAAAAAGUGCUACCUGCUAACAACUGGGGAAUAUGUAAAAGCUGUGUGGUUUUUUUGGUCCUGUAUUGCUUUUUGUGCUCUAUUACUUGAGACUAACAGUUGAUCUAUGAGAAAAUGCUUCUGUAGAGAAUUGUAUGUUAGUGUAAUGUGCAGUUGUGUUUUACAGUUUCUGAAAGUGAUGAUUACUGUGAAAAGCUGAAAGUGCGUUAAUUUCUAAAACCUAUGACGUCAUUAAGAAUGAAGGCUUUAUGACCAUUAGACACUGGGUACAGAAAAUGUCAAUCUUAUGUGGUUUUAGUUGAUGAGUCAUUACCUUAUAAAAACGAUAAUAAUCUAUUUGGCAUUUACUGUGUUGUGUUUACUGUUCUUCAAACAUUUAAACCAAGCUUUGGACUACCAAUUGUACUUAUCUGUAUGUUCUGAUCACUUUUGAGCUCAUGAGCUUUGAAUCCUUCAGUGGCGGUGGGGUUCAAUUAAGUGAGAAUGACCUUUUUUGGGAAAAGAUAGAAAAUAUCUAGAAAGUUGUUGCGAAUGAUUUCUGUGCUGACAAAGAUGGCUUGAAACCUCCAUAUUCAUUUCUUAAGUAAGGUUUAAAUGCUUCAGCAAAGGUGUUUUACUAGCAAAAGCAUGCAAUUCUCUGUGGGAUCUCCAGUGUUGUUGUAGCAAUCUGUUUCAAUCUUACAUUAAAAUGACAGGAAAAAUAAAAA